AUGGGUUGUAGUUCUACUAAAGGAAAAAGAAAGGGUUCAUUAUCUAUUCCAAAAACUAGUAUAUUGAAAAAGCCGAGCCCACUUCAUUAAUUUUAAUAAGAAAUAGUUAAUACUAAAAAGAAGACUCUCAGUUUUUAAAUGUUAUCAAUAAAUUCACAAGAAAUACAUAGAAAAAGUCUUUAUACAAGAUAGAUUAUUUCCGACUGA
This is a messenger RNA of Paramecium sonneborni, 207 nucleotides long. The record is from the annotation of a GenBank genome assembly. Lineage: Eukaryota; Ciliophora; Oligohymenophorea; Peniculida; Parameciidae.